CAAAAGAAGAAAAUUUAAGAAUGUAAAAACAUUUCAACAGUUUUUCAAUUUUGUUUGUUUAUUCCCAUGCAUCCUAAUUGAUUAAGCUAAAACCCUUUCAACAAUGGAUGCCUAGAAGGCAAGAAAUGAUCUCGUCUUCGCCAUAAAUCAAACACAAAAGAUCAAUCUCUCAUUUUUAUUGUUUCAUAGGCGUACAGAAAACAUUGCUUUCCUGUACGCCUUUUUUUCUUUUUUGUUAACACCAUGUUAACAAAAACUCGUAUUUUGCUACUAUUCAUAUGCCUUUCUUUAUUUUCGCGAUCUCUACAUGCUGCAGUAGGUGAUCAUACCUCACUUUUCAUAGCAUGUGGUUCUGAAAAUGGUGGAACAGAUGAAGAUGCUAGAAAUUGGGAAUCGGACGCGAAGUAUCUCAUAUCAGGUGAUAAAUCAGUCAUGACACAACCUCAAUCCCCUGACCCCUCUGUUCCAUCUGUUGUACCAUAUGUAAAUGCAAGAUUUUUUCAAUCAGAAUCUUCAUAUAACCUUCCUAUUACAAAUAGAUCAGCUCAUAUUUUGCUUAGGCUUCAUUUCUACCCGACUUCUUAUUCUAAUUUCAACGUUUCGAAUUCAUACAUCUCUCUUUCUGCUGGUAAAGUUACGUUGUUGAAUAAUUUCAGCGCGUAUAUAACUGCACAAGCAUGGUCACAAAAUUACAUUAUUAAAGAAUACAUUUUGUAUCCCGUGGAUUCUCCAACUUUGGAGAUCAAAAUUAGUCCUGCUGGUAACUCAUCACUUGCAUUCAUCAAUGGAAUUGAAAUGAUCAGCUCACCUGAUUUAUUUUACGGCCCUGAUCCUGUGAUGGCUGGGUUUAGUACUAAUGAAGAACCGAAUUCUUCUGGGGGCGGAGAUGUUGUUUCUCAGCAAACUAUAUCUAUUAGGGAAAAUAAUAUGGAACUGAUGUUUAGAGUCAAUGUUGGUGGACAGUUCAUUCCUCCGAAAAAUGAUUCAGGCGGGUUAAUGAGGAGUUGGUAUGAAGAUACUCCCUACGUAUAUGGCGGUUCGGGUGUUGGUAUUGCUAUGAGCACCAAUAUGACAAUUCCUUAUGCUGACUUACCACCAUAUAUUGCACCCCUAGCUGUGUACGGUAGUUGUAGAUCGAUGGGUUUUGAGUCGAAUAUCAACAAAAAUUACAACCUUACUUGGGUUUUCAGUGUUGAUGCAAACUUUUCGUAUCUUGUGAGGUUUCACUGGUGUGACUUCAUUGUCGAUUCCACUAAGAUCAAUUCGUUAGUCUUUAAUGUAUAUAUAAACGGACAAAUCGCAGAAACUGGAGUCGAUUUAGUUGCAAUGCAACAUGGGGAAAAGGCAAUUCCUUUAGUAAAAGACUAUGUGACUCAUGUUGAAGAUAAAGAAGGAGAUGAUCUGCUUUUGAUAGCAGUGCAUCCAUCAGGAGAUAAUGCUGAUUUAGCUAAUGCUAUUGUAAAUGGACUAGAAAUAUUUAAGAUCAAUGGUGGACACACGAGCUUGGCAGGUCAGAAUCCUACACUGUCAGAUUUAAUGAUGAAGUAUCAGGAAGAACACAGUAAAGAAGAAGCUCCGCGGGGAUUCACUGAUCAGGACAAAUCACAUAGUCAUACUGCUAUAAUCAGUGGUGCUGCAGGUGGAGUUGCUGCUGCAUUUGGUCUAGCUGCUGUUUUAGUCUUUGUUGCUUUGAAGAGGAAAAGAAAAUCCCUAGGAGGUGAAUCAGGCACGACUAGCUGGCUACCGAUUUAUGGAAACUCUCAUUCUUCCUCUAGCAAAUCAGCUUCCGGAAGAAGUCGUAAUGGUAGCACAACCAUUUCAUCAGAUGCUGCUAGUAACUGUCGAUACUUUUCACUUGCUGAGAUCAAACAAGCUACUAAAAACUUUGACGAAUCAUAUGUCAUUGGAGUUGGUGGAUUCGGAAAGGUAUACAAAGGAGUUAUCGAUGGUGACACGAAAGUUGCAAUCAAAAGAUCAAAUCCAUCUUCAGAACAAGGAGUCAAUGAAUUCCAAACUGAAAUCGAGAUGCUCUCAAAGCUAAGGCAUCGACAUUUAGUGUCCUUGAUCGGAUUUUGUGAAGAGAACAAUGAAAUGGUCCUUGUUUAUGACCACAUGGCACAUGGAACAUUAAGGGAGCAUCUUUACAAAGGUAACAAAACUAUACUAUCUUGGAAGCAAAGGUUGGAGAUUUGCAUUGGGUCAGCCAGAGGACUUCAUUACCUUCACACAGGAGCUAAAUACACUAUUAUACAUAGAGAUGUGAAAAGUACAAACAUUUUGUUAAAUGACAAAUGGGUUGCUAAGGUUUCAGAUUUUGGACUUUCCAAAACAGGUCCAAACAUGAACCAAGGACAUGUUUCAACAGUCGUAAAGGGUAGCUUCGGGUAUUUAGAUCCUGAAUACUUCAGAAGACAACAAUUGACUGAAAAAUCAGAUGUGUACUCGUAUGGUGUUGUCCUAUUUGAAGUACUGUGUGCAAGGCCAGCUCUUAACUCAAAUCUUCCGAAAGAACAAGUUAGUCUUGCAGAUUGGGCAUUAGCUUGUCAAAGGAAAGGGAAUUUAGAAGAUAUUAUUGAUCCACAUUUGAAAGGCAAGAUCAAUCCUGAAUGCUUGAAAAAAUUUGCAGAAACAGCUGAGAAAUGCUUAGCUGAUAAUGGUAUAAAUCGUCCGUCCAUGGGUGAUGUGUUAUGGAAUCUUGAAUAUGCCCUUCAGCUACAAGAAAAUCCAGAUGGUGUUUUAUCAACUUCCGAGGCAACGAAACAGGUUGAUCAUGACAAUGCUGAUCAACACAGUUUGAUAGCUAUGCAUAGAAGCACUUUGAGCCUUGAAAGUGAAAAUGAAAAUGAAAAUGCUGAUGGUAAAACAGAUGAUGUCUUUUCACAGAUUGUGAGUCCAACAGGAAGGUAAUAGAAAAUAUAUAUACAUUUCACUAUACAUAUUAUGUAUCAAUUAUAUAUAUUUUUAAAAAAAUCUAAGGAGCAUAGCUAGCGCACGGUUGAUUCCUUUGUGUCACAUUUAAGUAUUUGUAAAUUUGUAUAUGUAUAUUUAAGCAUAUAAUAUAACAAAAAUGUAUUGUACUUUUGUAGUGUGUUUGGACAAACUAUAUAGUCUUUAGAUAUAGUUUGCAUGCUA
Messenger RNA from Solanum lycopersicum (tomato), 3132 nucleotides. Its product is annotated as receptor-like protein kinase ANXUR1. Gene Ontology annotation, cellular component: plasmodesma; plasma membrane. NCBI's taxonomy places the organism in Eukaryota, Viridiplantae, Streptophyta, Magnoliopsida, Solanales, Solanaceae. The record is from RefSeq and is a predicted model, not a curated record. Gene Ontology annotation, molecular function: transmembrane receptor protein tyrosine kinase activity; ATP binding. Gene Ontology annotation, biological process: protein autophosphorylation.